This is a messenger RNA of Plasmodium gallinaceum, 1053 nucleotides long. Its product is annotated as conserved Plasmodium protein, unknown function. The transcript has a single exon. Bases 1 to 1053 code for a protein of 350 amino acids. The record is from RefSeq and is a predicted model, not a curated record. NCBI's taxonomy places the organism in Eukaryota, Apicomplexa, Aconoidasida, Haemosporida, Plasmodiidae.
AUGGAGAUAAAAAAAAAGAAUACGAUAACUGACAUAUAUAAUUGUAAAUAUAAAAAUAAAAAUGUAUUAAAAACAAUAAAUGACAUAAAUGAAUUGAUAAACAAAUAUCCCCGUACUAAUCGGGAGUUAAAUACGUAUAUUAUAAAAAAAAACAGUACAAAUGAUAUAUCCCUUUUAAAAAGUUUUGUAUUUUACGUGUUUACACAAAUAAUAAGUAUAUUGGCAGUGUGUUUAGUAAUAUUUUGUAUUGGGUUUUUAAUAGGAAAUCAUAUUUCAUCAAAAUCAUCUAUAAUGAAUUCUAUAAAUUAUAAUUUUUAUUUAUCUUAUGAUAAUGGUGCAGAAUUAUAUAUGAAUAGUGAAAGUAAUAUUUUACGGCUAGACAUAAUGAUUAAUUUUAAUUUUGAUUAUAAUAAUUUAUUCAUGGGUACUUUAAUUAAUAACAUGUUACUAUAUUACUAUCCAUCUAAUGAUAUUGGAUUAGUUGCUGAUGAGUUUUGUUAUAAUUUUGAAGGUAUAAAAAAAGAAAAUGGAAAAAUUUCUCCUCCAAAAACCUCAUUUAUAAAAUCAGCUGUAAGUGAUGAAAUUUUUAAAAAAUUUUUAAAAGAAGAAUCGUUAAUUUUUUUAAAUUAUUCUAUUAAAAUGGAUAAUAAUGUAAAAAUAACUUAUAUAAAUGAUUUAUUAUUUGAAAAUUUAUUUGCAUAUCCAAUUGGUGGUUCAGAUAUUACUAUGUCACCUGGUAUUAUGCAAGGUAUAAAUUCAAUUAAUGCUUUAAUUAGUAUUAAUUAUAAUGUGGAUGACAAAAAUAUAUUAGAUAAAUUAUUAGAUGAUUGUAAAAAAGGAAGAAUCUAUAUACAAUUACACUCUGGAAAUAAUCAAAUUAAAACCAUUUUAUUUCGUUUUCAACCACAAACAGGGGUUUUUUUACCAUUUAGUAUCCCAUGUAAAAUAAAGAGAAACACAAUAAUAAAAAAUAAUGAAUUUCGUUUAAAUGUUAUUAAAAAUCAUAAAAUUCAAAAAUCAGCUAUUAAAAAUAUCAAUUUAUUUAUUAAUUAA